Acanthisitta chloris (rifleman) is the source of this 744-nucleotide messenger RNA. RefSeq names its product glycoprotein Ib (platelet), beta polypeptide (gene GP1BB). The coding region runs from base 82 to 696 and encodes 204 amino acids. The record is from RefSeq and is a predicted model, not a curated record. NCBI's taxonomy places the organism in Eukaryota, Metazoa, Chordata, Aves, Passeriformes, Acanthisittidae. The transcript has a single exon.
UGUCAGGCCUAGAGUGUGUGGUGUCUACUUGCCUGGUCUCCACCUCAUCCGGUCUCAGCAGAGAAGUGUUUGCAGGUGAAGAUGAACAGUGGAAUUCUCUUCUUCACCCUCCUAGGCUUCCUUCCACUCGUGAUACCCAUAUGCCCUGUGCCAUGCCGGUGUGCCACCAACAUUAUUGACUGCACCUCAAAAGACCUAACUGUAGAAAAACUACCUGCUGCUUUCCGUCCUUCAGCUGAAAUUAUCCACCUUGGUAACAACAGGCUCACCUCUAUUCCCAAUGGGCUCUUUGACAACCUUAACAGCCUCCAGGUAGUCUAUCUGCAGGGCAACCCUUGGGAAUGUGACUGUGAUAUCCUCUACUUGCGCUCCUGGCUCCAGUGGCAGCAGAACCGCACCCUGUACAGGGAUGUGAGAUGCAGAUCCCCAGCUCACCUGCAGGACCGGAUCAUUGCUUAUCUCACAGAAGACGAGAUUGUCUCCACAUGCCAGCACUGGUACUGCAGCCUGGCUCUCCUCUCUCAGCUCUGUCUCUUCAUCCUCCUUUUCCUCCAGGGUAUCUUGGGUAUCUUCAUCAUUGUCUACGUGCAGAAAUUUCGGAGAAUGACCUCUGAAGCCCGGAGCACCACCCAAGAACUAUACCAGCAGGUAGACCCUUGGGUAUCUUCUUCAAGAAACCCCUACAACAAUGAUUAACAUCACAAAACUGAAGACCCUUCUCCCCUUGGGGGAUGCUGUGCCAAG